UUUCUAAAAACAGGCUGGUCUGGCUCGGUCAUGGCUGCGACUGCUGCUGGUGCUGCGGUGAACAUCAUGGCUUGAAAGUGGUUGUGUGAAUACCCCCUUCCUGAACAUUUUUUUUUUCUUUUGACGUGCGCACAUCGUCCCUACGAAGGAGAGGCUGCCCGAACCCGGCAGACUACACCGCGGCUCCGAAAUGACGCCCGGAGAGAACACACAGCCCGUUUCGGACGAGGUUCCUGCACCACCAGAACCUCAGGCAAUAUGCAUCAUUCGGGACAUGACCACAGCAAUGGCACCCAGCUCCAAGGUACCUGUGCCAGGUACCGGCGGGAACAGGACAAAGGUGACGCUGACGCUUCCUGCAACGACAACAGCAGCGGAGUUGAUGGAGGCCGUGGGUCGCCACUUCCAGUACGCUUUGGACUCCUUUGAGCUGCUCUUUCAAAGGCUCGCUGACGGCGACUGUGUUCCGGUGCACACGUGCGAUGACAAGACCCUCCAAGAGCUUGGGUUCCACACAGAUGGCACAAGCCGCAACGUACUAGUCAUGUCUGACCGGAACCGCGAGCCCCCCAAGCGGCUGGUGGGGCCUGAACCGGACGAGUGCAGUUCUUCCUCCUCAGCAGCAGCCGACUGGGUCCGCAACACUCGAGGCGGGGCCGGCGAGAGCAAGUACUACCCUGCAGACACCAGGGAGGCCAUGGGUUAUGUGGGCCUGGUUAACCAAGCCAUGACCUGCUACCUGAACAGCCUGUUACAGACCCUCUACAUGACACCAGAAUUUAGGAAUGCAUUGUACAGGUGGGAAUUUGAUGGCACAGAACAAGAUGCGGCUAAGAGCAUACCUUUCCAACUGCAAAAGCUCUUUCUCUUACUACAGACGUCGUCCAAACCUGCGAUCGGAACAACGGAUCUUACUACUAGCUUCGGAUGGGACAGCAGUGAAGCGUGGCAGCAGCACGAUGUGCAGGAGCUUUGCCGAGUCAUGUUUGAUGCGCUAGAGCACAAGUUCAAGCACACGGACCAGGCCAAGCUCAUCUGUCAGCUGUACGAGGGCAAGCUCAAGGAUUACGUCAAGUGCCUACAGUGUGGUUACGAGAGCGCCCGUGAGGACACGUUCCUGGACAUCCCGCUGGUGGUGCGGCCAUUCGGGUCAAGUCAGGCGUACGGGAGCGUCGAGGAGGCCCUCCGCGCUUUCGUCACCCCAGAGACCCUGGAUGGCUGCAACCAGUACUCAUGCGAGCGGUGCAACCGCAAGUGCGACGCCCACAAGGGGCUUAAGUUCGUGCGCUUUCCGUACUUGCUGACGCUGCAGCUCAAGCGGUUUGACUUCGACCCCGCCACCAUGCACCGCAUCAAGCUCAACGACAAGGUGACCUUCCCGGAGAUUCUAGACCUCAACCAGUUUGUGCGGUCUGAGAGCGAGGCGGAGAGUCCCAGUGAUGAUGCUGACACAACAGACAGUGGGUCGGCGCUCGACGAGGAGGCUGCGGUGACCUCGACAUCAUCUGGUCCGAGCAGCAGCCGUCAGACGAAUGGGCCGUGCGAGGACAUAGGUAGCGACGACGAAGGCAUCGACAUGGGCAGCGGUAGCGGCAGCAACGCGGACGCCGCGGCCAAUGCUCGCAACCUGAAGCGGCCCAUUAACACAGGUCCAUACGUGUACGAGCUGUUCUCCAUCAUGGUGCAUUCUGGGAGUGCCAACGGUGGUCACUACUACGCUUACAUCAAGUCCUUUACGGAGGGCCAGUGGUACUGCUUCAAUGACGCCCAAGUGUCACGAGUGACGUACGACGAGAUUCGGAAGACUUACGGCGGAGGACAGAGUCGAGGUGGCUACUACAUCAGUUCCUAUGCGAGCUCGACGAAUGCGUACAUGCUCAUGUACCGCCGAGUGGACAAGGAGCAGAAUGCAGAGCCGAUGACACCUGACCAGUUUCCAGAGCACGUGAAGGUGCUGCUUGAGAGCAUGCAAGAGGCGGAGGAGCGGGAGCGACAACAGAAGGAGCUGGACCGCUCCAUGUGCAAGAUCAAGCUGUUCUGCCUUCACCCGCUCAAGCCCACCAUGCAAGAGAUGCGGCUCAAGGUCCACAAGGAUGCGUCACUGGCUGAGGCCACAGAGACGGCGCAUCAGAUCAUGGGCCUGGAAGGGGUGGUUCCGCUGGAGUGCUGUCGUCUCGUGAUGUACGACGACUGCGCCGAGUCCCUGGAGUGCUCGCUGGAAGAGGUGGCCCACCAGACCAUGGGCCAGAUCCUGGGCGGCGUCAAGUCCACCUACCCCUUCGACCUACUCCUGGAGAUACGCAAGCCCCACGAGACCUUCCAGCCCUACAAAAUUGGCGGAACAACGGUGAAGGUGCACGUUGUCAAUCUGGAGGCCAACGAGAUUGGACGGCCGAUAGUCGUGCGCGGUCUCAAGACUCAGACGGUCGAUGAGUUCAAAGCCCAGGUAGCUCAGCAACUUGGCCUGCCCUCAAGCAACAUGCGGAUGGUGCUGGAGAACUACCACAACAGCCUUGAGCUGCUCACUGCAUCUGGACGUAUGCUGAAGUCGGAGGGCUUUGGCAAGAGUAAUACGGUGUACAUAGAAUUUCUCAACGAGGAGGAUGCAAGCCGGCCCUUCCGUGAGUCUCGGUUCUUCGAGAUUAUCGAUCGGCAGGUCAACACCGUCGUCAUCAACGUCCAACUGCCACCAGAAGAGAAAGUGUUACUGGAAAAGCAGCACAUGUCUUCCAGCAGCGAGUGCGAUCAGAGGUACAGCAACGUGGAAGACGAGGGCGGCACAGGUGCAGCGAAGUCUACGCAGCAGACGCAGACGUCCAACACGGCCCUGUCGGACGGCUAUGACAGCGACCUCUGCGAUUCGUCCUCCUCGGGCUGCCAUGGCGCAGGCGGCGACCACUCCGAGGAUUCUAGUCUCACAGACAGCGAGCGGACCCUCGUCGGCGAUGACAUAUCGCCGCGUAACAACUCGCCCGACCUCGCCGCGGACGACAACGGCUGCUGUUCGGGCGACGAACGUCUGCCCAAGUUUGUGCCUUCUGUUGAGAUGACGGACCAGAUCAAGCGGAGCAUGCUUGAACCUAGUGGGAGCACAUCUGCCACUGCGCCCACCGCUGCUGCGGCACCUAUUGGCGAUGGUGCUGGUGUCUCGGAAGAGGCCAACGCCUUUGCCUGUGGUGACACUGCGCAGCAGUCCCAAGUUGAGGCAGCGGCUGCGAAAGAGGAACCGCGACGCUACUUCCGUGCAUGGCCGUACACGGACAGGGAAGAUAAUGGCCGCGGGCUUCGUGUCUACGUGGACAAGCGCAUCACAUUCGGGGCCCUUAAAAAAGAACUGGAGACCUACGUCGGCAUCGAUUCCAGCCAGUUCAAGGUGUUCCGGGUGUACUCCAACAACCAGGAAUUCGAGUGCACCAAGCUGUCGGACAACCUUGCCUCUUACGCAGAAGACACCAAGCUCGUCAUCAAGCUGGGAAGGGCGCUCAAGUCUGGCGAGCACCGCAUGGAAGUGUACCUCCUGUCGCCAAAUGCUCCAGAGCCAAGCAAGUUUCUUCUAGACUGGAUCUUCACACAAGGCACGACAGUGCUGCAGAUAAAGCAAGAGAUUCUACACAAGAUCCGCGAGCGCUGUGGUCGGGACAUUCCCCUGAACAGGUGUCGACUCAGGAAAAAGAUCUCUGGCAACCCGGGCUCGGUGUACCUCGACUCUGACCGGAUAGACAGCGAUGCCUCUAUGUUUCUCUCACACAAAGUAUUCCUUGAGGUGCUUCAGGGGCCCGAGAAGGUUGUGUCUGCGAACAGCCUGGUGCUGUUUGUACGCCGCUGGCGGCCUUCCACCUUCACCUUCGACCCCCUGGAGGAAGUGGUUCUUAACGAGCGAACUGUCGGAGCACUCAAGGACGCGCUGUCAGAGCUGAGUGGCCUGGACCCAUCGGUCAUUGAAAUUGCUAAGUGCCCUGGUCAGUUCCCAUGCCCGGUGUCAUCGCUGACUGUGCACACAGAGGUAGAGUGGCACUGUUCGGCCCCCUCCCUCAUCUCUUGGCCACUGUACAUAGGCGAGGACGGCCUCGUGGUGCUCUACCGCGACCGAACGGAAACUCUCAAGGAGCUAACAGAGGAGGAGAAGCAAGAAAUUUCCAGUCGAGAAAAUGUCAGGGCUCCCAAGGGCGUCAAGGCCGUCCCGUCCCCGAGGAAAGAGCGUGCGCUCAAGAUCUACAUGGGCAGCCCACCCAACGACAGCAGCGCGCUGUCCUCGGACAUCAAACCCAGCCUUCACUCUGUGCCUAUCGACCUGGACUGAGCGAGCAGCUACCCAGGAUCACGACACUGCUGCCUAGUGGUAUUUUUCUUCAAAGAGGACCGUAGUGAUCGACCGAGUGUCUGUGACUUUGCGCGGCAGGACGAGUGCGGUGCCGCGCAGUGAAGAUGGUGACGACAGCAGUGGGGACCGUCUCGCCGGCUCCAAACUGACACCGGCGACUUCUCUCUCCUUGUCAACAACGGAAACGUGCGUCCCGGUGCAGAAACUGUCAUCUCUUUCGUGUCAAAGAAAUUUCGAGGAGAAGCUCGGAAGCGUGCACUCGAAACGUGUCCACAUCUUAACGUGCCUCCUACUGUCAGCCUCCUUUCUUUAGCUGCGUCCAUUUCUUUUUGAAUUUUUUUUUUAUAUACAUGUAUCUGCAGUCUAGAAAGGAGACUUCAGCCACUUCCUCAGCAGUUUUGACACCCUUUCUACAUUUUCUUUUUUCGAACGCUUUUAUUAGCUGCUCUAGCCAAUCAGCCGCAUCUAUGCUGGCAGGUUUAUUGAUAAAGUGACCAGGCCGACUACGUACUCCCAAUACCCCUCCCCCUCCUCACAACCUCUCAGGUACAGCAAACUGUCUUGCAAGGUUUCAGAUCUCAGCAGCGGCCCCCCAUUCGGCUUCUGAUGCAGGGCUGUAUUUGUACAUCGCCAUGUAGGUCAACAUGUCACUAUGGGUAAAUUGUGAUGGGGUGAAGAGUUUCCAUAUAGAAAGUUAUUAAAGCUACAAAGCAGUUUUCUUACAGUUCUCUUUUUUUUUCUUCGAAGGCAUUUGUAAACAGAAUCUUGACUAAACAUGCUCAUCGAAAUAGGUCGUCGCAGUUGUCCAUGCCAGGUAUCAAAACAGUGGAGUUAUCGAAACAGGAGUUCGUGUGAGAGCAUCGAUAUUCAAGAAAAGCAUCUGAAUUUCAAAGCUCAUUUGAAACUCUUCAGCAUUGUCAUUUUGCAAGUGAUUUCCUGAAUAGUCAGACUAGUUUUGUCCUGGUUGUGAAUGCAGUGUUUUAUUGCACAUUGUAUACCGGCGUUCUUUUUUUUAACUUGUUUUAAAGUAGUUCCAUUUCCUUAUCAGUGAAUGUGCAAAAGCUGACAGUCUAACACACCGGUGAAGUAUUUAUCAGAUGUCAACUAAGGCACACUUCAUUUUAGGUUGACCAAAAACAGAUACUCUAGUUCUACGACAGUUCAUAUAUGCGUAGUCCUUCAAAUUAAUGUUGAGGUGUGGUCACUCGGUGUAAAGUCCAUUUUAACUACUUCAUCACCUGGUUUUAUUAGUUGAGUAUUUCAUAACUAAAUGCAUGUAACUGUGGCCAUAAAGAUCAGUUUGGGUCAUCCCUAAAAGCGUACAGAGGAUGCUACAUAUAGAUUUGACGAUUCUGGAACUGCAUAAAGCCAACAGCUAUGUUUUAAUGUGGUAUUAAAACAUCGUCAGUGCAUGAUCAUGAUGUGUGACCAUUUUACCAAGGUCGUGGAGGGCUUAAACUGUGUGCCUCAUACCACCACAAUCUGUAGAGAGAAUAGCCUGGUUGCACGCUCAAUUUCAGUGGUCAUUGUAACCAAAGACUACUGAAAUACUUCAGUCUCACUGGCUUCUUUGUGCGAGCUCGCAGCAGGGUGCCAAUGGGACUCGUGGACUUCAUUGGAUUUGAAUGUUCUUAAAAGUGAGCAUGCGACAGUUGCGUAUGAUGCAGUUACACAGGAAUCCUGUUUGUGCAUCCAUGCAAAAACCUAAAUUGGGCAAAUCUUUGGUUGUACGUGUUUGUGUUUUUAUGCGGCAGCAUGUUCAUUCAAUUAGCCAUUUUCGUCACCACAAAUUCUUUCGUUUUGGCUCUGUUUCCCACCCUUUUUUAUUAUUCUUAUUUAUUGAUGCGUUGCGAUAGCUUCUGCAGCCUGCAUACCCUGUCUGUAAGGUCUAGUCUGUCCUGGGCAUGUGAAGACACAGGAUUGAGCUUUGCUUUUGUAACAUGACAAAAUUUGAAAUGGUUUACCCUCGUUCUCUUUUUUUUCUUUCUUUCUUUCUUUUUAUUUUGGUGUUUCUAUCCCUAGUGAAAGUUCAUUUGCCUGCUGCAAAACAGAAAAAGAAAAAGUACUGAGAAAAAGAAAGAUGCAGUGUUGUUCUUCAGCAUCACCCAAUUUGCUCUUAAGCAGGAAGAAAACAGUGGCCUUCAUAUGCAGUGCUGUGCUGAAGGUUCACUUUCACAAAAAGCACCGUCCAGCUUCCGGUGCAUUUGUUUAGCCGUGCGUUGUGCUGUGGCCAACAUUGUACAAUCCAUUCCACGUGCCGACUUCAUUCUGGAUUAUUUAAGCCUGUUUUUAAUCAAACAGCUACAGAUCACUUUGUAUCCUAAUGAACAGGGUAAUCCAUCUUAGGGUUGUUUGUAGGGUUACCAGCACAGCAAAGGGGUGGUAUGUGUACUCUGGGCUAGCCUCUUGCUUCGCUGGAUAGUGUGCUUAAUCCUUUUCCAGCAAGAGGGUAGUCUAAAUCUUUGCAGAAUAACCUCGUCCAGGUGGAGGCAUCGUAAAUUGCCAUCAUAGUCUAGGCUUCGUAGACUAUCACCUUUCUGUGCUGGGUACUCUACAACUUCAUUUGAGAUGGCUCUAUUGCUAGGAUGUGGUCUGUCUUGCAAGCUUCCGUCUUGCUGUUGAAACAUCGAGAACUUAUAAUAGUUUAGGCUAUGCUGUGCGGCGCAGCAAUUUCUCUGCUGGUCUUUUUUUUUUUAUCCUGAACGUGAAUUGGAGUCCUUUUCAACCAUUUAUUACAGUUUCUCUUAAAUCUGCUUGUCAAACACAGCCAGGAGGUUAACUUCAACAUGGGUUUUGUCUAUGGCUGCUGGACAUUUGGAGGCAGUCCAUCAACUUUCAGGGGGCGUACGGAGUCGACAGCAUUGCUGGGAUCGGCAGUGGAUUCACAUCUAUUGUUCACUGUUGCCGAUUGCAUUGUUCUGUGAAAAGGGGACAGAACACUGUCACCUGAGGUCUCACUUUAACCCAUUAGCUAGUCUAGAUUUCUAACAUUUUUUUUUUCUGAGAUGCAUUUGUGGUACUAACUUUCAUGAAUGUGAUAUGGUGGGCAGCCAAAACAAGCUGCAUUGGCGAGCAGCCAUUUUUUGCCGUAAUGUGUCUAGCUUUCUAAAAACAUGUCUAAUGUAAGCAUUUGCCCAGAUGGAGCACCGCGGGUGUUUGUAAUGACUGCAUUGUUUUCGUGUGAGAGCAGUUCCCACGCUGUACUGGUGAUGGUGAAAGGCAUUUGUGUAGUUGCCACGCGUGCAAAAAAUGGUCAGGUUUUGGUCGUUUCGAUAACAGCCGACAGUUUCAUGUGCCUUGUGGCAUAAGUUUGCGCCUCGCAGUACAGAAUAGUGAUGUAUUGUGAUGCACUUAGAGCUCUGCGAUUCUAUUGGUCAUCAAACCUUGCCUGAAUACCUGGCUGUCUCCGGAGCCACUCCCCCCUAUGACCGGAAAUGAGAUGUCAGCAACUCUCAUCAAAUCCUUGCUUUGAAAAGGAGUCAUGUGUAAGUGGCUCUACUAGCUAAAUCGCUGGAUUGUUCGUGCACGGAGUUCGCGCAGAUAGCAUCCCACGGUAGUUUGGGUGCAGUAGUUAUUGCCUGCCUCGUCCAAAAUAAAGAGCAAGCGUCACGUCGUCUGGCACAACGCCAAAAAGACGAUUUUGUUGCGUAUCAUGUUUAGGUAUAUUUGGGUGUUAUGUGCCUGCUUUGUCCAGAAUUACGCAGAAGUAGUGAAUCACCUGGUGCAAUGCCAAACAGAAAAUGUAGACUUUCUCUGCUAAAGGAACGGCGGCACAACUCGCCACCAGGAGGCUGCAACCACUCGGCAUUCUUUUCUACAAGCGUUUUCAUAGGGCACAUAAUGCCACCGUUCCUUCCGCUGCAAAAUAUAUACUUGCAAUUCGAUCAUUUGCUUCAAAACAGGUAGUGCAAUCAUGGAAUUGUACAAAAUGCACAUUUAAAUGCCAUUUCUGUAUGGAAUUUGAGCUCGAAUGAGCCAUUGAUUCAUCUGCAAGAGCUGUUUAAACCUGGCUCUCUUAUGAAGGAAACAUUCAGCUCUCGCUGCCGUGUCGUAUUGCCUACUACUCGGCUAGUGUGCAGUUGUAAGUCUAGGUCAGUUGUCGAGUCAUUGUCAAGGGCUUAGUGUAAUAUUUCAACUGGUGUGAUUGUAGAGCUCUGAUGACAUGUGGGUGUAACUUCACAGUGUAGCUGCAAAAAGCUGCCAGGGAACUGCACUUACUGCAUGUGGGUUUAAUGUUUUGGAGAAUAAGGCGAGGCUGCAGUCAGUCCAUUCCAUAAUGGAAUAAUGGAGCGUGCCACGAGAGAGCGACGUGUUGCACAAGUGUUUAGGGGCAGCCAUCGUGAAGCAGCCUUUCUUAACUGCAUUGGCACAAAACAACUUAAAAGCAGACCGUUUGCUCUUCUUGUUUCUCUAUAGCACUGCAUCUAAUGUUACGAGAGCUUCUCAGCCACUUUGUGAAACCACUUUCUAUAUGGCGCCUCUGAUGUGAAAGAGGACACGGGGGAAAUGCUCUUUUUCAAUGAAAGCAUGCCGGGGGAUUUUUCUUAGAAAAUUUAGAAAAUUGUUUAGGCUGUGCAAUGCUGCAAGAAGUGCCCUGUGAUAUCAUUUUUUUUUCUCGGGCUCAUGGUUGUGUAAUGGCCCCUAAAGCUGAACGCUCCGAUUGUGGUGUGUUCUCUAUCUGAAAUGAAAUGCUUGAAACAACUUGAAGUUUGAGUUGAGGUUUAGUGGAUGUCGCCUUUGUUCAGAGGAAUGGAACCUGCUGAAGACUGUCACGAUUAUACAUAAAACAAACUGGCCCGAGGUUUUAGGUCGUGAGAGUGUGUGUACCCAAGAUAAUUGUUUUACCAUUCACCGUUCGGAAAUGGGGAAGAGACAUCUUCCCGGUGUGAAAGAAGUCGGCUGCUUCAAGUUCGUGUGUUCCCGGUUUAGCAUGUUUACGUUUUUCUUCACGAACCCGGCACCCGAACUGCUACAUAAUGCAAGACGGGAGUUGUGUGCAUGCUUUUUUUUUUUAUUCUGUGCGCGUACACGCACCACGUACGAGAUGUGUCUGUAUAGUGGCUGCAGUUCAUGCCUUGACAGAUUGAUUACGGUUUUAUUAUUUAUUGAUAUUGAAGGGGGCACGUCGCGCCGGAAUAAAAAAAAUAUAUUGCAGUUUUUUUUCCGAA
This is a messenger RNA of Dermacentor andersoni, 9489 nucleotides long. RefSeq names its product ubiquitin carboxyl-terminal hydrolase 47-like. The record is from RefSeq and is a predicted model, not a curated record. NCBI's taxonomy places the organism in Eukaryota, Metazoa, Arthropoda, Arachnida, Ixodida, Ixodidae. Gene Ontology annotation, molecular function: cysteine-type deubiquitinase activity; protein binding. Gene Ontology annotation, biological process: protein deubiquitination. Gene Ontology annotation, cellular component: cytosol; nucleus.